UUCUUUCACUGUAACCUCACCCCCCUUCGCCAAGCAGCUUCACGAAAAGCUACGAAAGCAUUUUUUUCCAUAGGAGUCCCCUAUCGUCAACUGUCCUCGUCCAUUGUGUUUGACCUGGGAAACGACAGAAGGAUGGCUUCACUGGACUAUGACUGUAAAUGGGCGUGUCCAAAGCAGAACUUUGCAGGAAGCACUUUUGACACUACACUCUUCUCUACUCACAAACGCUUCACAGUCAAGAUGCAGAGUCUGACUGUGUUCUGGUGUGCCAUGCUCCUUCUGGUUGAGGGCCCACUUGGAGGGACAUGUGAAGACAUAGGACCUGCCAGCAGCUUUGAAUGUGGUCCCUCUGACCAGGGACUGGCCUGCGCUGACGGGAAGCGUUGCUGUCGGGAAGGUCACCGCUGCAGUGCCGACAGCCUCUGGUGCUUCACGCCAGAGUCGGUGGUGUUGUGCGGCGACAGUGUGUCUGAGUGUCCUGACGACACCACUUGUUGCAAGACCCUGCAGGCCACCUGGGGAUGCUGCCCGCUGCCAAAGGCUGUGUGCUGCGAAGACAAAAUCCACUGCUGCCCAGCAGGCAGCCAGUGCGACAUUCAACAAUCCAUGUGCGUCUCCCUAGAGGACGGCAAGGUGACACCGAUGUGGGACAAGCUUCCUGCCAGGAGGAGGGCUGACUGGGAGAACCAGCAAGCUAAUAUCGCCUGUGAUGACAAAGUCCAUUGCAAAGCUGGCACCACAUGCUGUAAAAACACAAGAGGCAGUUGGUCCUGCUGCCCUCUACCAGAAGCGAUUUGCUGCAGUGAUUUGAAACACUGCUGCCCUAAAGGUCAUACAUGUAACCUGGCCGCUCAGACUUGCGAUUUGGAAUGGCACUCUGUGCCCUGGUUGGAGAAAGAGGCUGCGACUCCAAGGCAGCAGGAAGAGGGUGUGAAAUGUGACAGCACGCACACUUGUGCUGACAGCUCGACCUGCUGUAGGACCAAAACAGGAGAAUGGGGAUGCUGUCCGUUGCCUCAGGCCGUGUGCUGUGCUGAUGGGAACCACUGCUGCCCCACAGACUACAUCUGUGAUGAACAGGAGUAUCGGUGUGUGAAAAAGGACAUGCCGGUACCUUGGUAUUUCAAAUUUCCAUCUAGUGCAUCUUCCGCGGUCCUGCAGCAGACCCUCAUCAACCCCAGGAAGCCAAGGUUCGUGCAGUGUGAUGACGAGAGCGAGUGCAAGGACGGAGAGACCUGCUGCAAGAUUUCAUCCACGGACUGGGGAUGCUGUCCUUUUACUGAUGCGGUCUGCUGCCCUGACAUGAAGCACUGCUGUAUGGCCGGCUACACGUGCACUGGGAGUGGCCAGUGCAUUCUGGUUGAGCUUCCCUAACAACAAGGAACAGCCGCACAACAUUGCGUGAAAGACUGAUCUUCAUUUUUACUACAAGCAACACCUGUUUGUAGUAGUCACCGAUGAACUGUGGUUGAUGUCCUGAUUGUUGUCUGAUCCGAAAAGAUGGAACAUGACUCCACCCUCUAACUUCUCUACUGUGUGUAAUCUUCCCUUUACACGUUAACACCAGCAAAUGAGACAGAAAUGACCAAAACAAAUUGAUUAAACACAAAUCAUCCAUCUA
Syngnathoides biaculeatus (alligator pipefish) is the source of this 1621-nucleotide messenger RNA. It is a transcript of the gene grna, whose product is annotated as granulin a. The coding region runs from base 133 to 1374 and encodes 413 amino acids. Lineage: Eukaryota; Metazoa; Chordata; Actinopteri; Syngnathiformes; Syngnathidae. Gene Ontology annotation, cellular component: extracellular region. The transcript is spliced from 10 exons. The record is from RefSeq and is a predicted model, not a curated record.